AUGGGCAAAAUAGGCACCAAGCAUGCCUGGGAACAAGAGGCUUCCAAACUAUCGAAGAUCUUCGAUGCAUUGUCUGCUGGUUCUGGUAGGCUGGCGCAUGGCCAUACAUUCCAGGCCCAUCCCCUUGCCUGCGCAGCCGCCAUCGCCGCCCAAGGAAUCAUCAAACGCGAUAACCCAAUCGAGCUGACCGCUCAGAUGGGCCAGAAGCCUCAAAUGCUGCUGCGGAGAGCAAUUGGGUCUCUUCCCCUAGUUAGUCCCCUAGUUGGUGGCAUCCGGGGUCGAGGCCUGUUCUGGACCGUGGAAUUCGUGCUUCACAAGAAGCUGAGGGCGGAGUUUGAGCUAGAAAUUGACUUCUGUGGACAGGUUGUAAGGUAUAGUCUGGAUAUGGGUCUGAACGUCCUAGGCAAUUUGGGACGGUCCGGAAAGUUCCAGGUUGACUAUGUCCUGGUUUGUCCGCCGUACAUUGUUACGGAAGGGGAGCUAGAGGACAUUGUUUCCCGCCUCAGGAGCGCUACCGUGGAAAGGAGUCAGCCUUUUGUCGAGCCUGGGGUGGCGAAGUACUCGAACUCAUGGCUACUAACUAGUAUCUAG
This is a messenger RNA of Aspergillus puulaauensis, 591 nucleotides long. RefSeq lists its product as uncharacterized. The record is from RefSeq and is a predicted model, not a curated record. Gene Ontology annotation, molecular function: pyridoxal phosphate binding; transaminase activity. The coding region runs from base 1 to 591 and encodes 196 amino acids. The transcript is spliced from 3 exons. NCBI's taxonomy places the organism in Eukaryota, Fungi, Ascomycota, Eurotiomycetes, Eurotiales, Aspergillaceae. Gene Ontology annotation, cellular component: cytosol.